Messenger RNA from Coniophora puteana RWD-64-598 SS2, 853 nucleotides. RefSeq lists its product as uncharacterized. The transcript is spliced from 6 exons. NCBI's taxonomy places the organism in Eukaryota, Fungi, Basidiomycota, Agaricomycetes, Boletales, Coniophoraceae. The record is from RefSeq and is a predicted model, not a curated record. Bases 4 to 795 code for a protein of 263 amino acids.
GCCAUGACCAGCCUCUUCUCUGACGCUGAAAUCCAAGCUGUCUUGCAUGUUACUCCUGACUCGCUCGCGGAAUAUAGCGGCAUCAUCGAUGUCCCAGACAACAACCAGACGGACGAGGUGAAAGCGAUGUUUCUUGAUCGUCAGAUUGCCAUCCUACAGAGACAGCAGCAUACAGAGUCUGAAAAGCUGUACUGCGCAUUUGCAGCAAAAUAUCUACCAGAGGCCGUUGCUGCAUUCAAGGCGCAGUUGGAGGCCUACUGUCCACCCAUGGUCGUUAUCAACGUCGUCACUACCACCCCGUAUUUCAUCCGUUUCUCGCGUCUCCCAGGUGGAAGAGAUCUCGCAGCGAUCAUGGCUUCAAAGGUCGCCGCCAUCCCCCUUGACCGAACAGACAUUCAGGAAGAUAUCGCUGCCGCCAUCGGCCAGUUCCUGGCAACCCUGCUAGCGGUGCAAGGGGUAGAAUCUGUGUCAGGAGAGGACCGAGAGAAGGUCCUCAAGCUGUUCCGCAAGUGGUCGAACAAGUUCUCUGGAAGUUUUGCGGAGGAGACGCUAGGUCGCUGUAUCGACGGUUUCGAGGGCGAAAGCAUAAUGCAGCAGAUGAUGGCUGGGAUGAGAGAGAUGCUCUCGAAACCAGUUGAGGAAUGCGGAGCCCCAAGAUGUGAGAAGCGACACGAUCCGGGAACAACGAACCUGAUGCAAUGCGGCAAGUGCAAGACAGCCGUCUAUUGCAGCCCCCAACACCAAAAGCUGGCAUGGAAAAAGCAUAAGCAGCUGUGUUAUCCGACGGCUUUCUGAUCCCACUCCAGGAAACUCAACUUAAUCUUAUAUUAUCUUAGCGCAAUCUACUCGAUGU